This is a messenger RNA of Saprolegnia diclina VS20, 2202 nucleotides long. RefSeq lists its product as hypothetical. Bases 632 to 2104 code for a protein of 490 amino acids. The record is from RefSeq and is a predicted model, not a curated record. The transcript is spliced from 4 exons. Lineage: Eukaryota; Oomycota; Saprolegniomycetes; Saprolegniales; Saprolegniaceae.
UGCGUGCAGCGUUAGCAAUAUCGACCUGGUUCGCAACUGCCGUGCAAUCUCCACGCACUGCGACGAAGGACCCCGCGUAUUACACAGAGCAGGCGUAGAGCCACGUCUCGCCUGGUUUUCAGUCGGUCCAGAUUCGCGACCCAGAUUCCAGAGAAAACGAACCUGGCUGCAAAUACUGCAUCCAGAUUGCCCCAUUGCUUGUUGACGCGCCGCGCUACGCUCCACGUUGGGCUGAGUUUGCCACGCAGCAAAAUCCUUGUCCAGUAGCCGCGUCUCGUCCAUGCCCCAGACCUUCUUCCGGAGAUAAGAAGAAGCAUCCAAGAUACCAGCGGCGUUGGCAGCGUGCUCUUGCAGCAACCAUAGCCGGUACUGGUACUGUAGCUAGCUGGUAGCUACCGAAUUGGCGGGCUAUCGGAGCUGUCGCUUCUAGCUUCGGGCUAUAUUCAGAAUCCAAUGCAAAUCCUCGGAGGACUCGGGUUCCAAAGUUCUGUGAUAUUGAUUUUGAAAACACUGUUUCGCAAAAGCGCAUAAAAACAGUGUUUGGGCGGAUACGCUGUUUCCAUACCGAGAAAAACGCGUUGAAAGACGCGUUUUAGUCGACGCAGAAGGAUUUCCUUUGGAUUGACGAGCGAUGGCGACGAAGCAGGCGAAGAAGCAGAUCACGCAGGAGACGUUCAACGACUGCGUGCGCGAGAACAUGGACGAGUUCGAGAUGGACGAAGACGAAGCUGUCGAUGAUGCCAUCAAGCAGUUCGAGUCCCAAGGCGUCGACUUGAGCUCGAUCGUCAAGGCGCUGACCACGUCGGUCGUGCAUCCGGUCGUCGUCGCCCUCGAAUCGUUGCGCGCGCUCGCCGCCGAUGCUGAUGUCGUCGCGCUGGACCAAGCGCUACCGCAUUACACGAUCCUCCUCACGCAUUUUCGCGCGGCCGAUGCGGCGGCGGCGACGAGCGCCAAAGAGAUGGCUGGCCGCAACGACGGCACGACCGUGCUCCUGGGCCUCUUGCAGGGCAGCGUUGACCAUAGCAUGCAGAUGCAGACGCUAGUCGUGCUUCACGCGAUGGUCAACGGUGUCAAGGACAACCAAGACUUUGUCGGCGUCGACGGUAUUCUGCAGUUGCAGGCGCUUGCGGCGCCGACGGCCGCGACGCCGGUCCAGAACGCCGCCCUCGCCGCGCUCAAGACCAUUUGCGCCAAGCACGAGAGCAACAAGAAGCACCUCAACCCCGCCGGGAUCCGCCUCCUCAUGUCGCUCCUCGAGACGCGGAAGGAGUCGACCGACACCAAGCACAUUGGCGACCUCAUCCGCACGCUCACCAUCAACGACGAUCCGACAGCCAUGUUUUCCCAGGCCCACGACAUUGUCAAGCUCUUCGUGGACGAGUCGCUCAUCCCGAUGACCUUUGAGCACAUAAGUGUGGUCGCGUCGGACGCCGACACGGUCGCGGUCUGGCUCGCUGUGCUCAAGCAACUCGCGGUGACCGAAGACAACUGCCGCAAGAUCGUCGACAGCGGCGCGUUGGACCUUGUGCCCAACCUCCAGGCGACCCAUGCCAAGCACCGCGGCGUCAUCAAGCACAGCCUCGGGCUCUUGCGCAACAUUGCCGGUGUCGACGAGUACAAGCACGUGGUCACGACCAUGGUGCCCAGCAUCCUAGCGACGAUGCAGGAGCAUGCUAGUGACGUUGGCAUCCAGACCAUGGCCUGCGCGACGAUCGCGGCCGUGUGCCUCCGCUCGCCGGUCAACUGCCAGAAGGUCGUCAGUCUCCGCGCCCACGUCUGGGUCGCCACGGCCAUGGCGUCCUUUCCCGGUCUUCCGUCGCUGCUUCGCCAAGCCAGUCUCGCCCUUCGCAAUAUGGUCGUGCGGAACGAGGAGCUUCGGCCGCUCGUGCUGGAAGAGCCGCUGGUUGAACUCAUGCUGCGCCACGCCAUGCCCCUGCGUGGGUGCGGUGACGAGGCGUACGCGGCGCUGCGCGACCUUGGCUGCGAUAUCCCACUGGCCGCGAUUACGCAGCAAGGCUCUUGCAACUUCAACCCGACCAUGGACACGAGCAACAUGCUGCAGUCGUCGGUCGCUGCCAACGCGCGGGCGCCCUUCCCCAUGUAGCUAGAGCGAAAUAUGUGCUGAUGUGCUGCAUGUUUCAAUGUAUAAAUCUAUCGACGGGCUUUACGACAUGGCGGCCCAGCUCUGCUCUACAAUCUCGC